GCCUCAGAAUUCGAAACGGGGGCCUCCUCACUCAGUUCCACGUUCGCCGUUCAGUUCCACUCGGUACUCCGUGAAUGACGCGCGCGCCCGGCCGCCGCCGCCACCGAACAAGUUCUCGACUGGCCGUUAAACGUCCACGUUACAGCGUUAUCGUUAUUUUCAACUGUUACCAGCCAACCGUGAAAAUUUACGCGUGUGCAGCCUGCGGAGAUAAGGUCGAAAAGGGUGGCCGAUAGUUACGCGGACGGUCCAGUUGUCCCGUUAUCACAUUACCCCCCCAACACCCGACCAACCCAACACCCCACCCCACCCCCCUCAAGGUCGCGGAGGUGCGAAGAGAGCGUGGAACGGUGCGCCGAUAACGAUCCGGUUCCGAUCUCCGACGAGAGUUUCGGAUAAUAGAUAAAAAAUAAAUAAUCGAGAACAAGGAAAAACAGCCGAACCAUCGCCAUGCGGACCGCGUAUCUAGCGGGUCUAUUAGCGAUACUCUUUCUCGCGAACGUUGAGAGCAAACCUUCCCGCAAGGACGGCGAUUUCGACUACCCGGGUGACGAGGACUACGACGAGGAGCCCGAGGCAGCGGGCCGCGAGGAAUCCGAUUUCGCUACCGCGUCCACCGAGCCGCCGUCCCACAUCCACAACAAGGGUCAAAAUUUCCGGGUCCGUUUGGGCGAGGCGAUCAAGCUACCCUGCAACGUUUCGUACGCAAAGAAUGUCCUGGUACUGUGGCAGCGGGGCAACGAACUGCUCUACUCCGACGAUACCGCCUACACCUCGGAGACCCACCGUAUCGUUAGACUGAAAGACAACAGCUUGGUCAUCUACGAUUUCAGGGCGAACGAUUCCUCGGAUUACUACAUUUGCACGAUAUCCAGCGAACCUCGCGAAAAAAUCGUACACUCCGUACGGCUCUACGACGAACCGGCGAUACCGACGACUACCGCCGUCACGUCGGUGACGAAUCGACAACGUCAGCUGAUCGUCAGUCCGGGUACCCAGGUAGUAAUCGAACGGAACUCGGAGGUCACGCUUUCUUGCACAGCCAAUUGGGAACCCAAGCCGAAGAUCAGCUGGUCUCACAGGGGCGAAAGGCUGAUCAGCGACAAGUAUCCCGAAGACGGAAGUUCUCUGACGGUUCGUAACGUGACCUUGAAACACGCGGGACUCUAUCAAUGCCUCGCGGAAAACGAGCCGGGCGAUGAAAGCCCAAAACUCGGUGGUAUAGAACUCCUGGUGCCCCACGCUCCGACGAUAAAAUUGGACUCCGAGUACGUGUUCACCGGAUUGGGAAGACAGUCGGAACUCACGUGCAGGGUUUACGCGUACCCGAAGGCAGAGGUUGUGUGGUACAAGGGGAACGGUAGCGUGGUUUACAAGCAGGGUAAAGCCGAGACGAAGGGACCGACGGAAACCAAGUACACUCUCGUAUUCGGACAUAUCGAGGAAUCGGAUCUCGGAUCGUACAGAUGCCAGGCGUCGAACUCCCUGGGAAACUCCGAAGGGACCAUUACGCUUACCGGCGUUCCGAGGGAGGCCCAAUUCGUCGGUGGUCAUGUGGCCGACGACGACGUUACUCCCAUUAUCGAAUGGGUCGUCACCAGUUAUUCUCCCAUCACGGAGUACAGGCUCGAGUACCGCCAAAAGGGUGCGAAAAAUUGGCAAGUCGCUGUACCGAGGGCUACGGACGACGGCACGAGCAACACCUUCAAAGUCGAACACCCGAUGAAGGGUCUUCAGCCGGGAUCGUACGAAGCUGUCCUGAUGGCGAGGAACAAUUUCGGCUGGUCGCCGCGACCUCGAAUUCCCCACGAAUUCAGCGGUGAAUUUGUACCCGAAGAACCGGAAACUGCUGGUAAAUCUGGAGCGUCAGCUACGCAAUCCCUCGUCAUGUCGAGGGCGCUUCUUUUAGCUGCAUCACUUUACGUCUACACGACGCAUCUCUAAUCCUGCGGUGCAAGACACUCAAAGAUUCGUAGAUAAAUUGCUACAGCCAAAGCGUACACCGGUCGUCUCGACUGUCCAGGUGAACAUAUUAAACAUGUAUACUUAGGUAUGUAUGUAUCGUAUAUACUUACAUACACGAGCGUACCUACAUUAGAGAGAAAAAAACAGAAAAGAAGAGAAAUAAAAAAAGGAGAUAAUGCGCAUCUGAGAAGACGACGUUAGUCACCCUGUGUUCUUCGUCAGCUAUACCAUGUUUAAUAUUACGAUUUAUGUUUGUAUAUUUUAUUAUAUUAUAGCAUAUGUUAUACUAUAUUAUACUAUAUUAUAUUAUAAUAUAUUACGUCAUAGUGAAAGGUAUGAAUAUAAGUCCGUUAAAUUCUAAGGAUAAAUUCAGCUAUUCCUGCGUUCGUUUCGUCGUUCAACAGUAUAAACAGAUGGAAAUAAUUAUUCAUACCACACCGCAUAAGAUAUGCGCGUAGUUCACCUGAUACCUGUGCCUUAUGCUCGUGUGCGUAGCCGAGGAUCACGGGCGGGGGGAUUAAAAUAUAACUUAUAGGGCCAGAUAUACUUAUAACGGGUUAUUUCUAUAAAGUAUCCCGUGCCGGCCGAUGGCGAUUCAAAAUUGAUGAAAAAAAAAAAGAGAACAAGAAAAAAACGCACUUUAAUGAAUCUGAUAAUUGUUACGAUUAUUAUUAAUUAAUGUUACUAUUAAUUAUUAUUCUUAUUGUUUCGACAAUCGCAAUUAAUAUUAUUAUUCUUAAUUUUAUCGACGAUGUAAUAUAUAUAUAGGUACUUUAUCUAGGCAUCUAAUACUGUGAGUUUAAAGAGAGAAAAAAAAGAGAAACAAAUAAUCUCCAAAACGAACUUCUGUUGAUCUGAAAUUUAUACCGAAGGAUAUAAUUAUUUUUAGCUUGACAGAUAUUGCAUGUUCGUUAUUUAGGGUAUAAGCAUAUCGUUAGAUUAAUCGACCGUUUAGGCUUCCAUGAGAUUCCAUGGUCAAGAUUUUUACCAUACGCCAGUGUUUGGAGUGGCCGACGAUCCGGGGGAAGGGAGGAAAAUCAUUAGCUGAUAUAAAUAGGCUGACUUUGAAAACUGAUAGAAAUUUUUUGCUGGUGCAAUUUAUGAGGAGAGUCGCUUGUGACGGGCCGCGCCCGUCUGAAACAGCUAGUGGCUUUCAUCCCUAACGUUCCGACAGACGUUCAUUAUUUAAGUAAAAUAAUGAUAAUAUACAUCUAACCGGUGCGUGCAAGCCCUGGACAGAGGUACGGCAGCGAUAGGGCAGUAAUGUUGCCUAUAGGUGUCUUGGAUAUAAUUACAUAUACUUAUAUAGAAAUACCAAAGGAAUAAAAUGCCCGGAAAUGCGGCAGAUAGUAAAAUUAUGACAAAAAAAAACUAUUUUUUUUUUUGCAAUACUCCGGUUCUCUCUGACCAACACCCUGUGAAAAGGUCACUACGAAAUCUGACCCGGUUUGUAAUAAGGGCGACGGUCGGUCGAUGGUAUAACCAUGGAUAUAUCGAACAAUAUCUGUGGUAUAACGUACUUUUUCCUGAUCCGUCCGUCCCGGAGCAACGUAAUAAAUAGCAGGAGAUUCAAAUAUUCUGCCAAUUAUAAUUAGCCGCGUCAUUAGAAUUGCACAGAUUUAUACAAAUGAUAUCAUUAUGCUUGAGAAUGUUAUUACGAAGUCCAAAGUCACAUCUGCCCCCAGCCUUAUAUGUACACACGUAUGACUCUGAAUAUCUAUAGAAGAAGAUAGAUUAUUUAAGUACGACCCCACAUCUCUUUUCUCUCUGUGCUUGAGACACUAGGGAAAAACGAAAGAAAAAAAAACUAUGCAUCCCAUGAUUAAAAGCGAACUUAAAAUAACAAUAGCAAAUACCGUGACGGAUCCAUGAUUUAUUUUUUUAUGCUUAAAAAUUUUAUAGUCAAUUCGGCAGAUCUUGUCGUGCCACGUAUAUUCAAUGUCCCCGAGUUUGUUGGAGAGAAAAAAAAAGAAAUAAUAAAUGGAUAAGAAAAAUGAAAAACAGAAUAUGGGAACCAUUUCAGAUAUUGGGAGAUGAGAUCUCACGAUAGCGAAACGCGAAGGGGCGUUUAUUUAAUGUGCCUAUGCUGUACUCAUAAAUGUAUAAGUGCUUAUGAAAGAUGUGUGUGGUGAUAAUUGUAACGCAUCAUAAUCGGUCAAUGUGGCCCAGCUUCCUGCGGUUGCCUUCCUUAUGUAAUUAGUCUGGUAAUUAGUAUGUAUGUACAUAGAACAUUAAGCGCAUACCACUCUAUAAGAUUAUACGGAUGAUAUAUUUGUUUAUGAAAUCUAUACAACUGCAUAUUAUAUGUAUGAUACGUGCGUGUAAACAUACGAUAAAUAUACGAGUUUAACAGCA
This is a messenger RNA of Athalia rosae (coleseed sawfly), 4320 nucleotides long. RefSeq names its product neurotrimin-like. The coding region runs from base 451 to 1944 and encodes 497 amino acids. Lineage: Eukaryota; Metazoa; Arthropoda; Insecta; Hymenoptera; Athaliidae. Gene Ontology annotation, cellular component: neuron projection. The record is from RefSeq and is a predicted model, not a curated record. Gene Ontology annotation, molecular function: protein binding. The transcript is spliced from 10 exons.